Messenger RNA from Salarias fasciatus (jewelled blenny), 4255 nucleotides. It is a transcript of the gene ulk4, whose product is annotated as unc-51 like kinase 4. Lineage: Eukaryota; Metazoa; Chordata; Actinopteri; Blenniiformes; Blenniidae. The transcript is spliced from 36 exons. The record is from RefSeq and is a predicted model, not a curated record. Gene Ontology annotation, molecular function: ATP binding; protein kinase activity. The coding region runs from base 1 to 4104 and encodes 1367 amino acids. Gene Ontology annotation, biological process: protein phosphorylation.
AUGGAGAACUUCAUCCUGUAUGAGGAGCUGGGAUCUGGCAGAAACUCUGUUGUCUACAAGGGAAGGAGGAAGGGAAAUCUCAACUAUGUCGCCAUCAUCUGUGUCAACAAAACCAAGAGACCUGAGAUCACUAACCAUGUACGUCUCAGCCGUGACAUCGAUCAUCCAAAUAUUGCAUACUUCUAUGAAUGGUAUGAGACAAGUAGCCAUAUCUGGUUGGUUGUGGAACUCUGUACAGGUGGUUCUCUGGAGUCUGUAAUUGGUCAUGAUGGAUGUCUGCCAGAACAUGUAGUGAGGAAGUUUGGAUGGGACCUGGUCCAAGGACUGAAACACAUUCAUGAAUUAGGGAUUAUAUUCUGUGAUUUGACUCCUGCUAAGAUUCUACUGGAUGGUAGUGGCAUCCUGAAGUUUGGUAACUUCUGUUUGUCCAAGGCAGAGGGAGAGACACUGGAGGAUUUAUUUCUCGUGCUUUCUCCAUCAAACGACGCAGUAGAAGGAGAUGCCAAGCUGAACUUUGAUGUCAUAAAGAAGAGAUUGCAAGGUUCUCUGGCCUACUGCGCCCCGGAGGUUUUGGAGGGAUGUGAAACUAAUAUGAGGUCUGAUCUCUGGGCUCUUGGUUGUGUACUGUACUACAUGUAUACCGGUAAACCUCCUUUCUACUCUGAUAUCCAGACUGAACUGACAGACAUGAUUUUGCAUCAUGAAGUACCACCUCCAACACAGACAGUAUCUUCUGUACGUCCUCCCAGUUCGGACUUCCAGAGUCUUCUGAACGGCUUACUCAGCAAAGAACCCGAUAAGAGGAUGGACUGGCCAGAGUUGCUGGAUCACCCUUUCUGGAAACAGGAGGAAGAUAUUGUGGUGGAAGGUGAAACGGAAGAUGAUGAAGGCUGCAACGUUAAACAAAAAGUCUGUGAAGGAGUUAAUUCAGUUUGCUUGAGAAACACAUGGACACAUAACAUUUCACCUCCCGGACUGACAGACAAGCUUCUCACCAACCGCUCAGUCCCAUCACAGCUGAUCCCAUCGCAUCAAACGACUGACAGACUGUUUGACAGAAGCACCGAUCGCCAACAAUCUGUCAAACACGUGUCCUGCAGACCCUUAAAGUACGACCAAGGUUUAGAUAAGGAGCCGGGAAAGGAGAGAAGAAGGGAAGAGCUGGAAGAAACCGAAGAUGACCUCAAGCUAAGCGGAACCAAGCAGACAUGCUCCGUUCAGAUCAGUAAAUCAUUCACACCAUUAUCACAGUUAAAGCCGAAGAGUGGAGUGGAUGAGGACAACACCGAGGCUAUUUUCCUGCUCAGCUCCUGCGCUAACUCACGAAAGAACGGCAGUAUCUCAUAUUCUGCAAACCAGAACUUUCCACCACAGGAUGCUGACGGUACAGAUGUCACACACAGUGUGAAGGCCCUCCUGCAUACAGACGCUGAUAUGACUGUCACUCCUAUUAUUGACAACCCAAAGAUUCUUAAAGGUUGUCCUUUGCGAUUUGACCCCAGAACCCUUUGUGUGCCGGCAUAUUCAGCUGAGAAGCUGCUGUCUCUGAGCGAUGAAGAGUGGCCUGCCUUGGUGUUGCAGCUCUGUUCGUGUUUUGAGGAACCGAGCCGUGCCACCUCUCCCUCCUCCUCCUCCGCCUCCACAGCUGUUCGAUCCAGACUCAACCUGCUCUGCUAUCUCUGCUGUGUGGUCGGACAUGAAGACAUUGCUAACAGGCUAACUAAUUCCUCACUGCUUCAAGUACUGACCCAGCAGCUGCGACAAGCGCCUAACUGGGAUGUGCGAACCAAGGUCCUCAGAGUGAUGGGUCUUCUGGCUCUGCACUGUAGUGACCUGAGAGACGACAGUCCUGUUUCUGAGGCUGUAUCCACACUAACAGAUCUACUGAGGGAGAACCUGAGGAACAGUAAAAUAAAACAGUUCCUGCUGCCACCGCUCGGGGAGUUUCUCUACCUCAUCUCCUCUCAGGAGGAGAAGAGAGGCUCCCCAGAGGGACUAUGGUUCGUUCCCGCUGCCGCCUACACUGGCUUAAUGAGGAGCCUGCGGGAAGGGGAUGAUCCCAUAGUUCAUCACAUGGCUGCCAAAGCGAUAGAGAACAUUGCUACAACUGUGUCUGACUCCUCCCACAAGCUCCUCACCACCUCAGACGUUGGCUCUGCCCUGUGGUACCUGUUUACUCACUCCACUGUGGAGGCUGUCAGAGUCACGGCCAUCUCUGCUCUUUCGAGGCUAACCCGGGUGGUCCCAGCAGUCUUUCUGACAGUAAUUGACACCUGUGGCCCUGCGGCCGUCAUAGAGGCCAUAGGUGGAGCAGGGGCCAGGGUGCAGCAGCACCUGCUCACUGCUGUGGCCACUGCCCUGCUCACAUCCCGCGUCCAAACGCAUCGCAUCACCCAGAGCAAGGAGCUGGUGUUAAAGGUGCUGCGCUUUCUGGAGAGUCCAUCUACAGUAACAAGAGCUAAAGCACUGCUGCUGCUUCUGCUACUCAUACAGGACAACACACAAACCCUGCUUCACUGCUGCCAGCAAAGGCUGGUAAUGUACUUGGAGAGAGACGUUCGCAAAGCCACUCCUCUGAGAGAGAACCCCAGCCAGUCAGCCUACCUGUCUCAGUGCCUGAAAUUAGCCGUUACUUAUCUGAGCGGCAUUGCUCCAGUUAUAAUGGAGGAUACCUUGUGUGCAUUACGUGGUGUGACUGGGAGAAAGCACCCCUCCACAGCUCAAAGCAGACAGCUUAAACAGACACUUCCCACCAUAUCCGUGGUGCUGGGACUUUGUUCAUCUCAGGUCUUUAGAUGUCAAAUUGUGUCCGAGGACUUUCUGACUCAGACUGGAUCCCUGCUGGACUGCAUCGCUUCUGUAGAGUCAAAUGAAACAAAUCUAGCCAGUGCUGUGGGUGUAGCAACAUGUGAGGAGUUCACUCGAUCGACCCUGUCCAUUGCGGAGAUCCUGAGUCAGCACCAUGCGCUCAUCACUCCCUACAGUCAUGUCGUUGUGGAUGCCGUCCUGCCUCCUCUGACUUCGCUGGUGUUCAGCAGAAACGUGGAGUGGACAGUGUUUGCUUUAAGGGUGCUGUCUGAAAUCAGUUUGGUGCUGCUGGUCCAGGAUGAUGGCGGCUUUCAGGAUUCUGAGGAACGGACAGUUGAACAGAAAGAUAAAGAUGGAAGAAUGUCUAAAAGGAGAGAGGACGGAAGCUCCUGCAGUCAAAUGAUAUCUUUCAUCACAGAGUCUUUGUUUCCCAGGUACGAGGCUCUUCUUCGAGCAGCAGAGCCUAUCCCGCUCUACGCACUCAAGCUGCUGGUAUCCAUGACUGAACACAGCAUCGACAUCUGCAGGUUGAUCCAACACAGCAAGAUCCUGCCCGGGGUCUUUCAGAUUAUUCUGGCCAACAGCAGCAUCGUGACCAGUGGGCUGGUGCAGACUGCAGUCGUCUUGCUGUGUAAUCUUUGUGGAGACACCGUCCUCGAUCACCAACCACUGUAUCAGCAAGGUCUGAUAGAGAUGGUGGUCAGCACCCUCUCCAAGGCUGCACAGGCCCACCUGGAUGCAGACGGUCCUGCUGGGAGGAAGAGCUGCCAUCUUGUGUUACAAGCCCUUUUGGAACUGCUUCACAAUAUCCUCAAGCAGACAUCAGUCGUCGUCCGCUCGGCGCUGCAGAGCCAGAGGCUAUCUCGUCCAGCAGUGGAGACAGAGGCAGCGGAGAAGCUGCUCCUAACCUACAGACCCCUGAGCCAGCUCAGCUCACAUCUCAUUCACAUGCUUUCUUCUGAGAACCAGGAAGUGUGGGAGGAGUCUCUUCAGUGUCUGUCCCUCCUGGUGCAGCUGUACGGGGGAGAGGGUGAUGACUGCCUCUCACCUUCCUGUUUACAAAGUUUCUCACACAUCCUGCGCACAAAGAUGUGCGCCGAGAUCACCCGGGUGCCGUGGACCACUCUCAGGAUCAUUAAACGACUGGUGCAGACCUCCGACCGAUCUGAUUGGUUUGAAUGUCCUGAAGGGAUGGAGCUGAUCAGUCUCCUGCAGAAUGUCACAACAUCUAAAAGGUGUCAUGCCGACAUGGCUUCACUGGCCGCUGAAAUCCUGAAAGAGAUCUCUGCUCCCUGAAAUACACCAGCAGACAAAAAGUGGAACCAGCUCAGGAUAUUUUUACCUUCGAAACUUUAAAGUUCGAAUCAUAACUUGUUUGUUAUGAACCGUUUGUAAGUUUGUUUCUGUGAAUCUGCUGUUUUUAUUGAAUAAUAAAAUGUCUUAAAUU